Messenger RNA from Lottia gigantea (owl limpet), 573 nucleotides. RefSeq lists its product as hypothetical. Gene Ontology annotation, biological process: protein peptidyl-prolyl isomerization. The transcript has 5 exons. The record is from RefSeq and is a predicted model, not a curated record. Gene Ontology annotation, molecular function: peptidyl-prolyl cis-trans isomerase activity. Lineage: Eukaryota; Metazoa; Mollusca; Gastropoda; Lottiidae. Bases 53 to 472 code for a protein of 139 amino acids.
AACCGAUACCAGCUUCUUUUUGUUGACGAAAAAAUCUGAUUAGAAAUCAAAGAUGAAUCUAUCUUGGUUUUAUUAUAUAUCAGCUGUGAUUGCUGCUUCUGUUUCUGCAGUGUCUUCAUCAAAAAAAUUACAAAUUGGUGUGAAGAAAAGACCUGAAGUUUGUAACGAAAAAUCAACAAAAGGAGAUGUUUUAUCUAUGCAUUAUUCUGGUAAAUUAGAAGAUGGAACAGAAUUUGAUAGCAGUUAUAGUAGAAGUCAGCCGUUUACCUUUACACUUGGUUCUGGUCAAGUUAUUAAAGGUUGGGAUCAAGGUUUAUUAAAUAUGUGUGUUGGUGAAAAAAGAAAAUUAGUUAUACCAUCAGAACUAGCUUAUGGUGCAAGAGGUGCUCCUCCAAAAAUUCCACCUCUGGCAACAUUAACAUUUGAAGUAGAAUUAUUGAAGAUUAACUCAGACAAAAAAACUGACCUAUGAAAAUAUAAAAAAAAUUCACAACUACUAUCAUCACUUAUUUCAUAAAGUAUAUGCAAUGAAAUACCAUGCCAUAUUAUUGUCUCAAUAAAACUGUGAAGCAC